CAGUUUUGACAUGGAUUCCAAAUUUAGAGUGGCUGGCAUUCUUCUCCUAUGCCUUUUGUUUCCUACAGUGUUUUGUGCCUCCAAUGAUGGACUGUUCAGAAUUGGACUGAAAAAGAGAAAAUUGGAUCACAUCAAUAGGCUUCCUAGGCAUGUAGACUCUAUGGAACGGGAGUCAUUGGGAGCUUCCAACAAAAAUUAUGGUCUUGAUGGUAAUGUAGACAAUUCGGACACUGAUAUUAUUGCACUAAAGAACUACAUGGAUGCUCAGUAUUAUGGUGAGAUUGGUAUUGGCACUCCCUCUCAAAAAUUCACUGUGAUCUUUGACACUGGAAGUUCGAAUCUUUGGGUGCCCUCUGUAAAAUGUUAUUUCUCAGUUGCUUGCUAUUUCCAUUCCAAAUAUAAGUCAAGCGAGUCAAGUACUUACAAGAAGAAUGGGAAAUCUGCUGCAAUUCAUUAUGGAAGUGGAUCUGUCUUAGGUUUCUUCAGCCAGGACUAUGUUAAACUUGGUGAUCUUGUUGUUAAGAACCAGGAUUUUAUAGAGGCAACCAAAGAGGGAAGCCUUGCGUUCGUCGCGGGAAAAUUUGAUGGCAUUCUUGGUCUUGGAUUUCAAGAGAUCUCUAUUGGAAAUGCUGUUCCUGUUUGGUAUAAUAUGCUCAAUCAAGGUCUGGUUAGACAACCAGUUUUUUCGUUUUGGUUUAAUCGCAAUGCUGAUGAUGAAGAAGGGGGUGAAAUUGUCUUUGGUGGGGUUGAUUCUAGUCAUUUCAAGGGUGAGCACACUUAUGUUCCAGUGACCCAGAAAGGCUAUUGGCAGUUUGAUAUGGACGACGUCCUAAUUGGUGGUAAAACAACUGGAUUUUGUUCUGGUGGUUGUUCAGCAAUUGCCGACUCUGGAACCUCUUUGUUGGCUGGACCAACGACAGUGAUUGCUCAAAUUAAUCAUGCCAUUGGAGCCUCAGGGGUUGUAAGCCAGCAAUGCAAGUCAGUGGUCACCCAGUAUGGGAAAACCAUUUUAGAACUGCUGUUAUCCGAGGCACAACCCAAAAAGAUAUGCUCCCAAAUUGGUUUGUGCUCUUCUGCUGGUACUCGAGAUGUUAGUAUGAUUAUCAAGAGCGUGGUGGGCAAGGACAGUGACAAGUCUUCUGCUGGUCUGCAAGAUGAGAUGUGUACUGCUUGUCAGAUGGCAGUUGUGUGGAUGCAAAAUCAAAUUAGGCAAAAUCAGACGGAAGAUAAAAUAUUGGACUAUGUCAAUCAGCUAUGUGAUCGACUGCCUAGUCCAAGUGGAGAAUCUGCUGUUGACUGUAGCAGUCUAUCUUCGUUGCCCCCUGUUUCCUUUACUCUGGGUGAUAAAGUAUUUGACCUCCCCCCAGAGAAGUACAUCCUUCAAGUUGGUGAGGGUGCUGCAGCACAAUGCAUCAGUGGAUUUACGGCUUUGGAUGUGGCUCCCCCUCGCGGACCCCUCUGGAUUUUGGGAGAUGUAUUCAUGGGACACUACCACACAGUGUUUGAUUAUGAGAAUAUGAGAGUUGGAUUUGCUGAAGCAGCUUGAGUAAAUCCUUGGUUCUUCUUCAUAUUCACAUCCUUAGUAAUAUACUGUUGUGAAACCUUAUAAUAUUAUGGUGGUUGUAAACAUUAUGAAAUGAUCAACUCUGGGUGUAUCUUUGAAUCUGUAAAUCAUCUGUGUGAUACAAAGAUCUUCUAAUUAACAUGUAUGGAAAAAAGAAUAGUCUUCCUGUAAUAACUCUCAUUUGCCGUGUUUCAUGAUUUAUUUGGAAGCUUUAGAAAUUUCUAUCACAAUUUGCAA
Messenger RNA from Ilex paraguariensis (yerba mate), 1801 nucleotides. Lineage: Eukaryota; Viridiplantae; Streptophyta; Magnoliopsida; Aquifoliales; Aquifoliaceae. The record is from the annotation of a GenBank genome assembly.